GGCGGAGGCUGGGUCCAGACUCCUGGCGAAUAGCAGCGCGCAGCCGGCCCGGAUUGGAGCAGCUUCACCACGCCUGACCUCUGCCAGGGAUGUAAACCCCACGGGCCGCCACGGACUCAGCAGAGCUCUCGGCACCUCCGGGGAAGCCAUCUCGGCCUCCCCCAAGCCCUCCAACCUCCACCCCAUCCCGGGCUCCAGCCAAGGCCGGCCCCAGCCUCGACCUCGGCGGCGACCAGCGGCGGCGGUGAGCGUGCGUCGCUUCGCACAGGCUGCGAGAGGAGGGGCGGCGCGAGUCAUGGCCGGGGACAGCGAGCAGACCCUGCAGAACCACCAGCAGCCCAACGGCGGCGAGCCCUUCCUGAUCGGCGUCAGCGGGGGGACGGCCAGCGGCAAGUCUUCCGUUUGUGCCAAGAUCGUGCAGCUCCUGGGGCAGAAUGAGGUGGAUUACCGCCAGAAGCAGGUGGUCAUCCUGAGCCAGGAUAGCUUCUAUCGAGUCCUCACUUCCGAGCAGAAGGCCAAAGCCCUAAAGGGCCAGUUCAACUUUGAUCACCCGGAUGCCUUUGACAAUGAACUUAUCUUCAAAACACUGAAAGAAAUCACUGAAGGAAAAACAGUCCAGAUACCUGUGUAUGACUUUGUCACCCACUCACGGAAAGAGGAGACGGUCACUAUCUACCCCGCGGACGUGGUGCUCUUUGAAGGGAUCCUGGCCUUCUACUCCCAGGAGGUCCGAGACCUGUUCCAGAUGAAACUUUUUGUGGACACAGAUGCGGACACUCGUCUCUCUCGCAGAGUAUUGAGGGACAUCAGCGAAAGAGGGAGAGACCUUGAACAGAUUUUAUCUCAGUACAUUACGUUCGUGAAGCCCGCCUUUGAGGAAUUCUGCUUGCCAACAAAGAAAUAUGCCGACGUGAUCAUUCCUAGAGGUGCAGACAAUCUUGUGGCCAUCAACCUCAUCGUGCAGCACAUCCAGGACAUCCUCAAUGGAGGGCUCUCCAAGCGGCAGACCAACGGCUAUAUCAACGGCUACACCCCUUCACGCAAGAGGCAGGCCUCAGAGUCCAGCAGCCGGCCACAUUGACCCCGUGCCCUGACUCCAAAUCCCAGCCCCCAGCUCAAAGACACAGGAGGGUCGAGAGGCUUUGGUCAUCUGUACAUACGCCUCCUAUGAAAUUACUGUAUUUAAGAAAACACCACGGAGAUGAAUUGCCUUGAUUUUCUUUUUUUUUCCUUUUUUUGUACUUUGGAACAGCAAAUCAAACAGAACUUGACCCUGAGCUUAAGUGACAAACUGUGCCAACUACUACUGGUGAUGCCUAAUUAUGAAUCCAACGUGUAACCAGUUAUAAAUACACACGUACAUACAUACAUAUAUAUAUAUAGAUAUAUAUAAAGGAUCUAUUUUUGUGUAAAUGUACAAAUAACUGUAAAGCUGUUUGCCAUAAGUAUUCUGCAGGAACCUGUGCGUGGGUGUUGGGCCUGGAGCCCCGCUCAGCAGGGCUCUGUGCUCUGGGCAUCUGGGAAGCAGCGGGAGUGGGUGGUUGAUUGGUCGAUGUCCCUCGCUCUCAGCACCAUGGGCCUCGGUAGGGAUGGGACUCAACUCUCAAGGCCCCCCCUGACAGAUGCCCCUCCUUGAAACUGGAGCUCAAGAGAGAUAGAUACUUUUGUCUUUUUUUUUUUUUGAGUUGAAAUUAAAUGUGAUCUCAGCUCAAACUCAAUCUCAGGGAAGAGACCCACUGAGGAAGAUCAGUCUGUCUGCGUUUCUUCUUGCCUCACUCUGGCUCUGGCUGCCUGGGUGGCUCCAUGACUCCUUCCUUCCUCUGCUGUGUUUUCCUGGUGGAGAUUUUAUACGGUCUCAUCCUGCAGGAUAGGAGAGAGGAGGAGGAAUGGGCAGGACUGUGACCCUGGGCAUGUUUAAGGAGAAACUGCCUCCUAGGGAAGUGGCUGGUCGGGUUGCCUGGACAUAUUAUUGGACAUGGAGUGGCUCAUUGCAGCCUGGACUUUGGUUAAGGACAUCUGGCCUUGACCACUGAUAGUUGUUCACAGGAUGCCCCCAGGAGUUCCACCCAGGGAGCUGACAAUAGCUCUUGUCCCUUCCGAGCUGGGGCUGUACAGUGAGAUAGAGACAGUCUACGCCUCCCACCUGAGAUUCUCUUGAGCAGUGGCAUCAGGAUGAUUUCCUGAAUUACACUGUCACCAUGUUAAUAUGGUGGCUGCCGGGCAGGAAGGGUCUAGGAGAUGGGAAGUAUUUCUUAGAAGGUAUUAAGGGAGAGUAUUUAAAUCAUGGGUACCUAAGCUGGGGUUUUAUAUUAGAGAUGCCCGAGGUAGAGAUUUUCAGCUUUCCCGAACACUUCCUCUUGGUAGGAACUCCUGCCUGAAGGAAGUUGAUUGACAUAUUGUGAAGAAAGCCGGAGGAAAUGGGGACCAAACAAGAAGGGGCAGGUGUGAGGUAGAGACCUCAGUCUCUGCCUAACUAUAGAAGAGCCAAGGACUGUCAUGUUGGUGGUCACCAUCCUGCACUUUGUGGGUCCCAUGCGUAGUCACUCCACAUGGACACUGGAGAGCCUUCUCCCUCGGUGGCUCUCAGAGCCCACUGAGGUUCUUACUCCGUUAUUAUCCAGCCAAGCUGAGGUUCCCUCACUGGUUCAGCACCGUCCAGUUCCCCAAUCAGGAUUCAAAUUUGCCUCCAACUCCGUGUUUUCUAUUUAAAAGACACGAACCUAGUCCUUGGUAGAGCUCUGCCACUUCCCUGAGGCAUCCGGAGACCAUGGUGCAGGCUCUGCAGCACGUUCCCAUGAUGGUAACUGCUGCUGGAACAGAGAGCGUUGAGCUCCGGUAGGUACCUGUGGGGAAGGCACACACUCACCGAGACAGAUACAUCCUGGAGUGUCCGGGGGACAGUCUGUAUCACAUCCACUUCACACGUUCAUGGUAAUUCUGAGAUAAAAAGUAGGUUAGGACCUGGCCUGGCAUCCCAAGGACAAGGGCCCUGGCCUUGCUGGGGUUCCAUGUGCUCAUGGGAAACCCAUUCCCGUCUGCAAGAGCCUCCCUCGGCCUCUUGGUGGGUAGCGCGCUCAAUUUUACUUGAAGCUCCCAGGUGCCAAACCACUUAGUGCCUUGGCUGUCUAUCCCCACUGCCGUGGCAAAUGGAUUCUUCUCAUCUCUGAGCCUUUACUUAGCCGCUUCCUCAUCUACCUUGGUGUUGGGACCAAGCCCGCCUCCAGGACCUCUGAGCAGUCCGUUCCUUGCUUGUACACAACUUUAGGACUACCUUAUCCCUACCUCCUGGGGAAAUUGUGAUCACUCCUGGCUUGGCUCGAAGCAGUGUUUGCUGGGUGCAGGGAAGGACUGGAGGCCCUGCCCGCUCCGAGGUCGCCCAGCUUUUGGCCAGUUGUGCAUUUGAACUUGAACUUUGUAUAGGAAACGCUGUGGUCUGAGUCUUGAGGUUCUGGAUCUCCAAUCCCAUUGGAGAGUUGGAGGUAAACUUAUUAGGAAACUAUGGCAUUGGUCAUCUGGGGACUUUUAGCUGUUCAGAGAGGAAGCACGGCUGAACGGCACUGUGUCACAUUAUCACGGGUGCGUAAAUCCCUCGGCUUCAGAGCCACCCAAUGGUGCUCGCCUCCUCCCUGCUCACAUACUGUCUUUGGCCCAAGUGUUAAGGACAAACUUCUAAGCCUUGUGUCACAGGAAGGCCUAGCCUCACACUUCAUCUUGCUAAUGCAACUUCUGCUGGCCUGUGACUUCUCUUUGGGGAACCGGAGGCCCAGCCUCACGUGUCAUCACACUAACGUAACGCCUGCUGGCCUGUGAUUUGGGGUAACUAGAGGCUGGUGUGAAAAAAGAUGGGAAUCUGAUAAAGAGUGGGUAGAGCAGGCCCUGGGGAAGGGGGUCGAUUCAGGCCUUGAGGGGAGAGGGGUGUUCAAGUCACCUGUCUCAGAACUAAUAUUUAUGAUGGUGGCUGCUUAGAUCAUGGGGAAGUGGCCUCCAGCUUGCUCUAUCCAGGGUGUGUUGUCUGUGUCUUGCAAGGCACCUGGGUCAGGUGUGGCCCCGAGUAGCUGAAAGCAGAGAGACGUCCACAUUGACUGCAAGCCUCUUGUAGGAAAAUGUCUUUCACUGCCUUUGGAACCUGUGUUCAUGUCCAAGAAUCUCCAAAGAAUGGGCAGCUUUGGGUGAGACUAGGGUCAGUCCUUGGGUACAUACAGGCUGGUGCUUCUGGGAAGGACCAGCCGGCCUUCUCUGUCACCUUUGCCGUUCAUACUUUCCGCCAGGCAGAUUGGUGAAUCCUUUGCGUCAGACAGAACCAGGGAGAGAGCGGGUUGGGAAAGGCACAAGUGGAUGGAUGCAUCUGGUGUGCGCAAGUCCCCUUUAAGAUUCUGGCGCUGGGCCUGCUCUGCUCUCAUGGUGCCAGGCACAGGUGACGUGUUCUAGCAGCUUCCUGUUGCUCUCAGGCAGUGCGUUCCCACCCAGGCCUGCCUCGGGAGCGAGGGUGAGUGGCUAGAUAGAGACCUAGACUGUUCUUUCCCUAGAAGAUGCUGUCUCUUCCCUUUGCUUUUGACUGCCCUACCUUGGUUAGUGCUAUAUAAUGACCACAUCCUAUGUACUUUGCUGUAAAUAAAGACGAACAAAAACUACCCAA
Molecule: messenger RNA, 4636 nt
Organism: Peromyscus californicus insignis
Lineage: Eukaryota; Metazoa; Chordata; Mammalia; Rodentia; Cricetidae
Gene: Uck2
Product: uridine-cytidine kinase 2
Exons: 7
Coding region: 296-1081 (261 amino acids)
Cellular component (GO): cytoplasm; cytosol
Molecular function (GO): ATP binding; kinase activity
Source: RefSeq, a predicted model, not a curated record